Messenger RNA from Mauremys reevesii (Reeves's turtle), 1067 nucleotides. It is a transcript of the gene STX1B, whose product is annotated as syntaxin 1B. Gene Ontology annotation, cellular component: endomembrane system; SNARE complex; plasma membrane. The record is from RefSeq and is a predicted model, not a curated record. The transcript has 10 exons. NCBI's taxonomy places the organism in Eukaryota, Metazoa, Chordata, Testudines, Geoemydidae. Gene Ontology annotation, molecular function: SNARE binding; SNAP receptor activity. The coding region runs from base 36 to 902 and encodes 288 amino acids. Gene Ontology annotation, biological process: vesicle fusion; exocytic insertion of neurotransmitter receptor to postsynaptic membrane; intracellular protein transport.
GGCUGCGGCAGCAGCAGGAGGAAGCAGCAGCAGCCAUGAAGGACCGUACUCAGGAGCUGAGGACUGCCAAAGACAGUGACGAUGAAGAAGAGGUGGUUCAUGUGGACCGGGAUCAUUUUAUGGACGAAUUCUUCGAACAGGUGGAGGAGAUCCGCGGCUGCAUCGAGAAGCUGUCGGAGGAUGUGGAGCAGGUGAAGAAGCAGCACAGUGCCAUCCUGGCUGCUCCCAACCCAGACGAGAAGACCAAGCAGGAGCUGGAGGACCUCACGGCCGACAUCAAGAAGACGGCCAACAAGGUGCGCUCCAAGUUGAAAGCCAUCGAGCAGAGCAUUGAGCAGGAGGAGGGGCUGAACCGGUCCUCGGCUGAUCUGCGGAUCCGUAAAACACAGCACUCCACCCUAUCCCGUAAGUUCGUGGAGGUGAUGACGGAGUACAACGCCACCCAGUCCAAAUACCGGGACCGCUGCAAGGAUCGGAUCCAGAGGCAAUUGGAGAUAACUGGCCGGACAACCACCAACGAAGAGCUCGAAGACAUGCUGGAGAGCGGCAAACUGGCUAUUUUCACUGAUGAUAUCAAAAUGGACUCACAGAUGACGAAACAGGCUCUGAACGAGAUCGAGACCCGACAUAAUGAGAUCAUCAAACUGGAAACCAGUAUCCGUGAGCUGCACGACAUGUUUGUGGACAUGGCUAUGUUGGUGGAGAGCCAGGGGGAGAUGAUUGACCGCAUUGAGUACAACGUGGAGCACUCCGUUGACUACGUGGAAAGAGCUGUGUCCGACACCAAGAAAGCUGUAAAAUACCAGAGCAAGGCUCGGAGGAAGAAAAUUAUGAUUAUAAUUUGUUGCGUGGUCCUUGGGGUAGUUCUCGCUUCCACAAUCGGGGGGACUCUGGGGUUGUAAAUCAAAGCAAAAAAAAAUUAUAAUAAUAAUAUAAUAAUAAUUUAAAGAAAACUUGUACAUGCAAUGGAUAUAACAGCACAUGUUCCAGCUACCUAUACAUACACUCCUUGGGGGUCAGCAAAUCUAAGUUUCUUGUUCUCCGCCAUCUUUCCAUCCAUCUCUCCA